UACGUCCUACGCCGCGGCUCGAUGGGGAAUCAUCCUGGAAACACCGUCAAACCCAAUCAACGUGUGGCAUCGAACAGUCGUGCAUCGCGAAAGACGUACACUCCACUAUCACACAGGCUGCCGUGUGAUAAAGCCUCCUCGCAUCGCGAACUUUGCGCGCGCGGUAUGUCACCUGAGUGAGGUCGUCAUAAAACUCCCAUUUGGACAGUUUUAUUGCCUUCGGCCACGUGUCAGAACACAGGUUUCAGUGUUGUGUUUAUAGGGUCAUUACGGGCGAAGAUAAACGUUAAUUUAUGGCCUUCUGAGGACUUUAUGGACCUGUUUUACGACCCUCAGUGCUAACCAGUGUAGAAUUUACGUUUGACGGAUUAGAAUGUAAAUUUUUCUGACUGGGAAAGAAAAUAGUGUACGAGUUACUUUGGUAAGAUGAGUUCUUAUCAGUUCGUGAAUUCUUUGGCGCAGUGCUAUGGGCAGCAACAGGCGCGACCUGGGGGUGAACAGUCAGCUCAUCAGAGUUCCACUCCGGGAAGCGACUACUAUAACCCGAACGCGACAGCGACUUCUAGUUACCCCCCAGCAUGUUACUCUCCUCCCCAAGUCACCCCCCAAUAUCCCCAGCAUCCUUACGCUGCCCCAGCUCCCGGACACGGCCUACAACCCUCAAUGGGCGAUUACACCCAACUCCAACCCCAAAGGCUUGGAGGAAACGCUUCAAGCACCCACUUGCAUCACUCCAACGCCGGCACUCCAAGUCCCGCCGUCUUGAACCCAUCGGCGAGCUGCAAAUACGCGGACAGCACUCCGACGUCGAACGUGUCAUCACCUCAAGACUUGAGCACCAACGGGCCCCCUAACGCUAGGAACUCGCCACCCUUGAGCAACACGCAAGCAACAAGUAACAGCAAUUCGACGAUCACCUCCAAGAGUUCGGGGUUGACAUCCCCGCUGUCCGUGAGCACUUCACCGUCGAGCAAGGCUGCUGGUAGCACGACGGUGUCACAGAAUUUGUCGUCGCCGGCCUCGAGUACGAGUUCUACCUCGAGCAACGAGAAGCCGAGCAGCAAUAAUAACAAUUCGAAGAGUCCCACGAAUCCGCCUCAGAUUUAUCCGUGGAUGAAGAGGGUUCAUCUUGGUCAAAGUACCGUCAAUGCUAACGGAGAGACCAAGAGACAGAGGACAUCGUACACUCGCUAUCAGACCUUAGAACUGGAGAAGGAAUUCCACUUCAAUCGUUAUCUGACAAGAAGACGAAGGAUCGAGAUAGCACAUGCCCUAUGCCUGACGGAAAGACAGAUAAAAAUAUGGUUUCAGAACAGGAGAAUGAAGUGGAAAAAGGAACACAAGAUGGCCAGUAUGAAUAUCGUUCCAUAUCACAUGUCCCCAUACGGGCAUCCAUAUCAGUUUGAUUUGCAUCAUAGUCAGUUUGCUCAUCUUGCUACUUAGGAUGCUGUGUUGUGAUAGAAUUUUCGUUAUUAGAUUUCCACCUGGCUUCUCUCCAGGAUGAAGGAUAUGCAUUCCACCAAGCGAUGGGGAUGGGAGGCAUGGGACCCAUGCAACGCGGCCUUUACGCAUGCGGCAGUCCCUACAGCUAGCCAUGGGCCGCCUACAACGGAGACUGCGGCCCUUCGUAGGCCCCCCAUUCGGAUCCCUGGGUAGUCUCCGGUCUGUGUACGUCAACACGAGAGCGCGAUUCUGAUUGACACGACAACUCGAUAGAAAAUUGAGGAAAGGUCUGCUUGGAGAUGUGAGCAAUGUCGAAAAGACACAACCAAUACUUGCUUGAGUAUAUAUUCAAUAUUAUACAUUAGAUGACAAAAUCAAAAGAGCUAUGAUCCAUCUGAUUCUUAAGUGAAAAUCGACCUCAAAAGUUGGAACUAUUGGAAAAGCUCACUCACUAGGAUCUAAUCCUGAAUUAAUUUAUAGAUAUGUUAUUCUCACCCUGUAUUCGUAUUGCUCAAGAAAACACGUAUGAUAAAUCAAAUCUUGCAAAUGUGCAGUAUUUAUUACACGUCGAAAAACUCUGCUCAAUUUUGAACAAUUGUCGUUCAAUCUCCAACCCAUGUUUCAAGGCGUCUUUCUCACCACCAAGUGUCUCAGAAUGAUCGUUUUGCCGUAUGCAGAUGCACCUCUCGAAUAAGUGCCAAUAGACAUUUCGGUGAUAUUGGUAAAAAAGACGAACACUAUCAAUGUGGAGUUUGAAAGUACACAUUAAAGUGUGGAUAACUUAGUUUUGAUAAAGUGAUCAAAUAACUUCAACUUCGUUUAAAUCUUAAAACCGUUCUAACCGAUUUACUUUUGCUCACUUACAUUUGUUUUUCACUCCUGUCCAAUUCUCUCGUGCAAUAUUGUUAAAAAAUUGAUCGUUCCUCGUGAAAAUUUUUGAUAUUUUCGAAACUACGAAGUAACUGUGAAAAUUCUCAACUUGGCUCACAAUAAAUUUAGUUGAAAAGUGUGAUUAAAAUAGAGUUUUAGGUAUUGUUAGUGUAUAUAUUAGAUGAGAGAUGUACACUCGACUUUUGUAAAUAAAUUGCCACUCAUAAUUUAAGUUAUUAUAGGGAUUAUUGAGCAAUGGCUGACUCACUGUUGUAAAUAUUAUCAAAUUGACUAUAUAGUGAUGGAGAUUGAUAACUCGAUAUCGGUUAAAUCAGAAUUUGUACUGUUUGAGAGUUGUAUGUAUUGGAGUACACCCGUUUUGUUCAUUAUGACAUAGAUUAUGACAAGAAACACCGUACUGAUAAGUGGAACUGUAUAUUAUGUUAUGUAUAUUUGAGCUCAAUAUUGUUUUCUUAUUAAUUUUAUUUGUUGCUUUAUUUAUGUAUUUGUUCUUGUGUGUGUGGCAAGCGUACAAACUAGAUUGUAUAAAAUCCUACUAUUUACUGUUGUAAUUGUCCAAUAUGAAUAAACUAUUAAUUCUA
This is a messenger RNA of Coccinella septempunctata (seven-spotted ladybird), 2915 nucleotides long. RefSeq names its product homeotic protein Sex combs reduced-like. Gene Ontology annotation, cellular component: nucleus. The record is from RefSeq and is a predicted model, not a curated record. Gene Ontology annotation, molecular function: DNA-binding transcription factor activity, RNA polymerase II-specific; RNA polymerase II cis-regulatory region sequence-specific DNA binding. NCBI's taxonomy places the organism in Eukaryota, Metazoa, Arthropoda, Insecta, Coleoptera, Coccinellidae. The transcript is spliced from 3 exons. Gene Ontology annotation, biological process: regulation of transcription by RNA polymerase II; anterior/posterior pattern specification. The coding region runs from base 427 to 1443 and encodes 338 amino acids.